Messenger RNA from Belonocnema kinseyi, 1109 nucleotides. RefSeq lists its product as uncharacterized. NCBI's taxonomy places the organism in Eukaryota, Metazoa, Arthropoda, Insecta, Hymenoptera, Cynipidae. The coding region runs from base 325 to 687 and encodes 120 amino acids. The record is from RefSeq and is a predicted model, not a curated record. The transcript is spliced from 2 exons.
CAAAGGUUCCGAGACAUAAGUCGUGACUCCUGGUACCUGUUUGAGAAACUGGACUUUUCUCCUGAAACUUGGGGCUGGCCAAAAGAAAAAAAGAAAUGCAUCGACAGAACAAUGUUCAAAGAGGUCUUGAAACGCUGCCAUAAAUAUUUAAAAACAAUCGACUUAAACACGAACAUUCGCGAUGAAAAAGCCGACGAACUGGAAUUCUAUCACAUCCUACCAAGUCUUUCUAUUCAUUAUAUAUGCCAGUCGUGUCCCAACCUGCGUUGCCUUUAUAUGAGUCAGAUACAAAUUCACCACUCAAGAAUAUCGGCCAGCUAAAAAAUGAGGAAAUACAAACACACUUCUGGCUACUCCAGAGUCUGCCAUAUUAUUACUUCGCAAAUUAUCCAGGCCCUGAUUCAGCAUUCUGAAAAUUUCAACCACUUCAGUUUGAAUUUGCAGCGACAAAAUUAUAGCAGCGAUUGUAUCUCGAAUCUCAUAAGGAGAAUGAAGAAUCUAAAGAUGUUACAUCUUCAUUCUGGUAGCAAGCUUCCGGGAGAAAUUUUAGUGGGCUUGUCCUUCGAAACGAUCGAGGAAAUAUUUUUGGAGGAGUGUAACACUUUCUGGACUUCAGAGAAUGCCCAUCUUUUGAAUACUGUUCUUGAAAGUUGCAAUAAUUUUGCACACCUUUGUUCUGAUGAAUAGCAUACAAGAGGAAAACGUAGAUCUAUGCAGACUGGAGGACUUAAAGAAUUUGGGAAUAACUUACAAGAUGAGGGGCUCAAGUCAACUUACAUGCGUUUUGCAAUUGCAUAAUCUCCAAAGGCUGAAUAUUCAAGCCAAUAACAGUGUUGAUGAUCAGUUCAUUAAAGAAAUAUUUAAGAACUGUAGCCAACUUGUUUAUCUCAACAUCUUUCGUACGUAUACAAGUUAUUUUCUAUGAAUGCGAUUAAGAAUGGAAAACGAAUGGAAGUCAAGGACUUUCUUUUUAAAAAAUAUGAAUAACCAGGGUGGCGACUUCACCGGAAAAGACCGGGAAUUUAAUUCAAAAACUGGAAAUUUACUUCUGAUAGCACUAAAAUUCAAAUUUUCAUGAUUUUAAUAGUUUUGGUCAAUUUAGAAAAGUG